Molecule: messenger RNA, 2133 nt
Organism: Drosophila ficusphila
Lineage: Eukaryota; Metazoa; Arthropoda; Insecta; Diptera; Drosophilidae
Gene: TBC1D5
Product: TBC1 domain family member 5
Exons: 6
Coding region: 169-2133 (654 amino acids)
Biological process (GO): activation of GTPase activity
Molecular function (GO): GTPase activator activity
Source: RefSeq, a predicted model, not a curated record
ACUAAUCUGACUGUUAUCUCUUGGAACUGAACCGCAUCUACUUUCUUUGAAGAAACCCCAUUGUUUGUGUUUUAUUUGGCGCUACCCCCUUCUCCACCCGGCAUCUAUCGUUGACAUGGAGACCGAGCGGACGACCGCCUGCAUUUAGUGUCCAGCCAGCGACAAGCGAUGACAGUUUGGGGCAUAGAAGCCAUCACAUUGAACGGAAAGACGGUAAAGGAAAGUUGGGAGCACCCGCCGCAAAACGGUGGAUAUCGGAUAAUUCCGGAAGCGGGAGCCAUGAACUCGGUGGAGCGCUACCGACAAGAAUGGACGCAGCUGCUGGAAAACCUUGACGCAGAGCCGGAAACUCUCCGGCAGUCGGCAUUCGCAGGAGACCUCAAAAUGUCCAAGUUUCGGAGUGUCCAUUGGGCACUCCUUUUGCGUGUUCUGACUUCGGAGCACAGAACCUGGACAUCCCAGAGGCUCCAGCAGCGCGUAAGGUACGACAAGUUCCGGGCGGACUAUGUUCGGAAUCCCCAUCAACUAGCAGUGGAUUGCAACGAUGACCCGCUGUCGCAAUCGACGCAAAGCGUCUGGAAUCAGUACUUCAGCGAUCAAGAGCUAUUCGCAGUCAUCCGACAGGAUGUGGUGCGCACCUUUCCGGGCGUGGACUUCUUCCGCAAGCCAUUGGUGCAGAAUGCCAUGGUAAACAUACUAUUCUACUACGCCAGGGAGCAUCCGUACAUGUGCUACAGACAGGGAAUGCACGAGAUCCUGGCCCCCAUAAUCUUUGUGGUCUACAGCGACCACCAAUCUUUGCUGCACUUCAGCGAGCUGGCCAAGACAGACAUCAAUCCCACGCUGCUCGACGUACUGGAUCCCGCCUAUCUGGAGGCGGAUACUUACUCUUUGUUCUCCCGCCUGAUGGCCUCCGUGGAGUCGUACUAUCGCGUCUCGAAUCUGGUCUCCACUCCCGGUGGCCAUAUCGAACAACGAGCCGAGAGCCCCGGGGACAAUGAGACGCCGUCGGAGGCGGAGGUUAUCAGCCAGCUGAACUUCAUACGGGACAAAAUUCUCGCCAAGCAGGACCAGCACUUGCACCACUAUCUCCAAAAGAUGGAAAUCCCGCUGCAUAUAUUUGGCAUACGCUGGCUGCGGCUCCUCUUCGGACGGGAGUUUAUGCUUUUAGACCUCUUGCUUCUGUGGGAUGCCAUCUUCGCGGACAGUGAUCGCUUCGACCUGCCCAACUACAUUCUGGUCGCCAUGCUGGUGCACAUCCGUGAUAAACUGCUGCUUAGCGACUACACCACAUCACUGACGUAUCUAAUGCGCUAUCCAGGAAACGUGGACGUUCAUUUGGUGCUGCGUCACGCUCUCUACAUGCUGAACCCCAAGCAGUUUGACUAUCCAUCGAACGCCUUCACCUGUGUUUCAUUCACUAACAACUCUGCCGGCAAGGAAGUACCUCCUCCAACGGGUCAACGCUCACGAACCGUCUCUGAGACCUCAUCUUUGGCAAACAGUGGCAGCCAAAUCGAUAGGCAAAUCACCUUCAUGCAGGAGCGCAAUGCGGCGGAUUCUUCGGCUUUAGCCAAACUACAGGAUACACAUCGCGUGGCCAUGGACGGCUACUUGGAGAAUAGUCCCGAGCUUCUUCGGUUGGAGUUAAAAAAUGCCCAAACAGUUAUUAAGAUAGCCCGCAGCAAGUUGCAAAACUACCUGGGCACAGUGCGCCAUCAUGUGGGAAAGCAGGCGAAUGGAAACGAGGAGCUCAGCCGGACGCUGGACGGGAUCGAGGAGCUGUGCAGCUUUCUGGACGUGAAGUUCAUGUUCCCGCUGCACACACGAUCGGCGCCCAUCGAUCAGGCGCUGGAGGCCAACGAGCAGAAGCAGCUGAACACGACCAGCUUCCCGCCGAGAGCGACGCCCACUUCUACUCCCACAAUCACACCUCUUCCAACAACUGCAACCGGUGGCUAUCAGAUGCCCGAGAACGCCUUUAUGCACAGCUCUAUGCGGCGCCUCCUCGGAGAGCUUCGGGAAAUCGAGCUUUCUACGAUAACGAGCGACGAGAAACCAGGCGAAGCGGUGCUGCAAAACGGAUUGCCAGCUGCGGAACCCCAGCAGCGAAACCAAAACGAGUUGAGCUGA